Molecule: messenger RNA, 2283 nt
Organism: Aspergillus chevalieri
Lineage: Eukaryota; Fungi; Ascomycota; Eurotiomycetes; Eurotiales; Aspergillaceae
Product: PHD finger domain protein
Exons: 3
Coding region: 1-2283 (760 amino acids)
Source: RefSeq, a predicted model, not a curated record
AUGAGUUUUGAUCAGCCCGCCCACAGCUUCAACCAUCCCAGCGGUGAACCUACAACCCCCACGAGGACUCCUACGCUCUUUGGCGAUUCUACCUUCCAAACCCCCAAACUCGAAUCCUCGUUUUACGACCCUCGAGUCACCUGGGAUACCUCCGAUCCGUAUGCCUCCAGCCCAGAAUUCCUUCGCACCCCUCAGCGGUUCGGCUUGAACACACCCUCGAACCAUCUCCGACAGACCGAUGAUGCGAACCAUCUGAAAAGUGGUGUCAAGGUGGAGGGGACAGACACGGCAAAGCGUAUCCAUGCCAUGAAACCGAAUGGUGGGGGAUCUUUUGGUGAUGAUGGUCCCAGGUCGGCCAAGUCGGCGGCCUCCAUGCAGACUCCACCCCCGAGCAGUGCGUCGAGGAGGAAGGUGACCGGGUUGGAGCAUGAUAGUGCCCCUGGUAAUCACUUGGAAACCCCAAGUCGUUUUAUGGGCUCGUCUCCGCGAAUGCUUGCACAUCUUCAAUCGUCUCCCGAUCUUUUUCAACUGGGAACACUCGAUCCUUCCACAUCGCCGUUCUUACCACAAGCAAAGUUGUUCUGGGAUGAUCACCUGGAUCACCAACAACCGGGGAGUGAUGUGGGUUUGUCAGGUACAUCUAAUGUAGACUUAUUUGGCUCCAAUGGGAGCAAUACUUUGAAUCUCCCGACUAGCACCAGUGCUAUGCAUGAUCCUAUCAUCCCACAAUUACCAGCAAUUGAAGGCACGGUAGACUUGCCCGAGUUUCACGGUAGCGGGUUCACCUUGCCGCCCACCACCACAGCCACUACCGGCCCAGCAGACGCAGCUUUCUUCCCUGCCCCCUUCUCGACCUCGCCUCGUCUGCCAUCAACACGGGCUGAGGACCCGGCCAUGUUUCUCAGUUCUCCUGCACGACGUUUCGGUGGAUUACAACCUACGCCGGAGAAAAAGCGUCUCUCCAAACCAACCCGACAGCCUUAUCACCACCAGACGGAAGAGUCCAAACGGGAGCAGCUGCGUCGGGCCCAGAGCUUGCACCGGAUGCAACCGCCAUACGAAGACGAAGAUGACGAUGACGAUGAAGAUUUUACCCCUCGCGGAGUUCGGCCAGGGUUGACGAGAAGUCUGACUCAGAGUUCCCUCUCAUCCUCUUCCCACCGGCCUGUGCUGGGAAGUUCCAGCGGUGCGAUGGCUUCCACCAGUGGGAUUCGGAAGAGUCCGUCCAAGGGUCGGCUGUCGCCUGUCAAACAGAGAAAUACACUAAGCCGGUCUAACUCAGUGGCUACGUCUUUCCCGACUCGCUCACCCUCUGUCGUAUUGAAAAUUGGCAAGGAUGGGCGCGCAAAGGCAGAGAUGCAAACCGUCCCUGAAGUCCCAACUGGCUUGACAGACCCAAUUACCGGAUUGGACCUCGAGGGAUCGACCACGGAGAGUGAAUAUGAUGGUGCUGAGUAUUCGGAAUACCCCGUCCCCACCCGCCAGCCUUCGUUUACCUUCUCUGACGCCGGUCGGCCUAUGCUUGCGCGAAGUGAUUCGGGUUCCCGCCCGGUUUCAAAGGGCUCCUACACUUCGACUGUGGCUUCUGGUCCUUCUGGGCGGGCUUCUCCUUGGCAGGGCUCUUCUCGAGGUGGUUCUAGACGACCCCAGUUAUCGUCGUACAGACCUGCCUCGUCAGAUGACUGGAGACGAACGCCCAGCAAGCGACAGACGCCUGUGCUGAACUCCGAUUUUACUUAUGCUAGCAGCAGCUCUGCCUCGGAUGUUCUGGCCGAACCUGAGGAAGAUUCUGGUGAUGCCCAGCAUGCCCUUCGGAAGGUUCUCCGCGAGCGAGGUCGGAACCUACGGCCACAGGUGGCUAGCUACGGGCCGCGGCCGACUUUGUCUUCACGCCCUCCUGCCAUGACACACCUUCGCUCAUCACCGCCCCGAUUCAGUGCUGAAUUGGAUAUUAACUCUCGGCAUAUACCUUCGUCUCCCACGACCAUGACGGAUCCUGAUCUCGCGACUCCUAUUACCAAUCGUUAUAGUAACUACCCAAGCAAUGGGACCCGAUGUGUCUGCAAUUCUAUGGAGAAUGGUGGCCAUCUCAUGAUUCAGUGUGAAUCAUGCAAUCAUUGGCUUCACACAAAAUGCGUCGGCCUCGAACGGUCCCAUCUACCAUCGGUCUACGUCUGCAUGUUCUGUGCCCAGACCCCGUCACGGCAACGCGUCCGUGGUCCAUUAGGAGCCGGACAAGGACCUCCUUCCCCUCUCGCACACAAAUCGUUUCGAUUCCGCUAA